UUUCCUAACUCUCAAAUUUCCAAUACUCCAACUACCCCCUUCUCUUAUAAAACACCCUCUUUUUCUUCUCUCUCUCUCCAGUUCAAAUCCCUGAACCCAAUUCCACUUUCUCUCUCUACCUCCAUUGUUAUUCUCUCUCGACCUCCAUUGUUAUUCUCUUUUUCUCUACAAUGGCUUUAUCUAACUCCGCCAUUUUACUUAACAAAUCUGCCUUCUUACCUUCCAUUUCUACCAACCAACUACCUCCUACUUUCUCCACCAUCCCUGUAAAACCCAUUCAAAUCUCUGCCGUUCAAUCUGCUGACAAGAACCAUCCCAUUGCCUCCGCUAAGCCAACCAUCCCCUCUGCCACCGCUUCAACUUCCGCUGCUUCCACAACCGUCGUCUUACCAAAAAAAUCCGAUGAGAAAUGGAGUUUGGAGAGUUGGAGGUCAAAGAAGGCUUUACAAUUACCUGAAUACCCGGAUCAGAAAGAACUUGAUGCUGUUCUUAAAACUAUUGAGGAUUUUCCUCCUAUUGUUUUCGCUGGUGAAGCUCGUAUUCUUGAAGAACGUCUUGCUGAGGCUGCUCUUGGCAAUGCUUUCCUUCUUCAAGGUGGCGAUUGUGCUGAAAGUUUCAAGGAAUUCAAUGCCAACAAUAUACGUGAUACUUUCCGGGUACUUCUUCAGAUGGGUGCCGUUUUAAUGUACGGUGGUCAGAUGCCUGUUAUCAAGGUGGGGAGAAUGGCAGGGCAAUUUGCAAAACCAAGAUCGGAUUCAUUUGAAGAGAGAAAUGGGGUGAAACUGCCGAGUUACAGAGGAGAUAAUGUGAAUGGAGAUUCAUUCGAUGAGAAAUCAAGGAUUCCUGAUCCUCAGAGGAUGAUUAGGGCAUACUGUCAAUCAGCUGCUACUCUUAAUUUGUUGAGGGCAUUUGCAACUGGUGGUUAUGCUGCCAUUCAAAGGGUUAAUGAGUGGAAUUUGAGUUUUGCUGAACACAGUGAACAGGGUGAUAAGUACCAUGAAUUAGCUCGUAGAGUUGAUGAAGCCCUUGGCUUUAUGGCUGCUGCUGGGCUCACAAUAGACCAUCCUAUGAUGCAAGCUACUGAUUUUUGGACUUCCCAUGAGUGUUUGUUGUUGCCUUAUGAACAAGCUCUCACAAGGAAAGAUUCAACUUCUGGCCGCUACUAUGACUGCUCUGCUCACAUGCUUUGGGUCGGAGAACGUACUAGGCAGCUUGAUGGAGCUCAUGUUGAGUUCCUGCGAGGAAUUGCCAAUCCCCUUGGAAUUAAGGUGAGUGACAAGAUGGAUCCAAAUGAGCUCAUCAAACUCAUUGACAUUCUGAACCCUGAGAACAAGCCAGGAAGAAUCACUAUUAUCACUAGAAUGGGAGCCGAGAACAUGAGAGUAAAGCUUCCUCAUUUGAUUAGAGCUGUUCGCAGAGCUGGUCAAAUUGUUACUUGGGUUAGCGAUCCUAUGCAUGGAAACACUAUUAAAGCUCCUUGCGGUCUGAAGACUAGGCCAUUCGAUGCAAUUCUCGCUGAAGUGAGAGCCUUCUUUGACGUCCACGAGCAAGAAGGAAGCCACCCGGGUGGUGUUCACCUAGAAAUGACUGGACAAAACGUGACAGAAUGCAUCGGUGGAGCCCAAACCGUGACCUUUGAUGAUUUGAGCUCACGCUACCACACACACUGUGACCCUAGGCUCAACGCUUCCCAAUCUCUCGAGCUGUCGUUCAUCAUUGCAGACCGCCUUAGAAAGAGGAGGAUCAAGUCUCAGCCCUCUCUUACAUCCUAAACUAAACCUUUGAUUUUUUAUUUUUUUUUCUACUUUUGAGUUGUGAAAACUGGUCUUAGUUUAUUGUAUUAAGUAUUUAUAACAGUACCUAUACCGGAUUCGGUUAGAAAAUGUAUGUUGUGUUUUAUAUGUGUAUACCGGAGAAUACCAAAACUUAGUACUCUGGUGUUUGAGAUGAUGUUAAUGGCGAAAUAAUAAGUAACUUACAGUUUUUCAA
Messenger RNA from Amaranthus tricolor (Joseph's coat), 1989 nucleotides. Its product is annotated as phospho-2-dehydro-3-deoxyheptonate aldolase 1, chloroplastic-like. The transcript is spliced from 5 exons. The record is from RefSeq and is a predicted model, not a curated record. Gene Ontology annotation, molecular function: 3-deoxy-7-phosphoheptulonate synthase activity. Gene Ontology annotation, biological process: aromatic amino acid biosynthetic process. NCBI's taxonomy places the organism in Eukaryota, Viridiplantae, Streptophyta, Magnoliopsida, Caryophyllales, Amaranthaceae. The coding region runs from base 171 to 1772 and encodes 533 amino acids.